Molecule: messenger RNA, 828 nt
Organism: Theobroma cacao (cacao)
Lineage: Eukaryota; Viridiplantae; Streptophyta; Magnoliopsida; Malvales; Malvaceae
Product: glycine-rich protein / oleosin
Biological process (GO): lipid storage
Cellular component (GO): monolayer-surrounded lipid storage body; membrane
Source: RefSeq, a predicted model, not a curated record
CAAACUGAACCUGAAUCCAGCACUACGUGUCCUUUUUAUGGACUCGUACCCGCCAAAUGGAAGAGUAAAAGCGUCCCCCACAGAUUCCAAGAAACACCUAAGCAGCAUGUCUCUCUCACCUCUUUCUGUUAUAAAACCACCCAAUCUCCAUGAGCACCGCAAAACAAAACCGAAGGAAACGAAAACAAAGCAUAGAUUAUGGCAGAAUACCAUCAACAGCAAGGUGAAACCCACAAUGUAAGUGGCAGAUCAAUGGUCUGCACAUCACUGGCCGGUGUGGCAGUGACUGCACCGCUUCUGGGUAUGAUGGGGUUCAGCUUCAUGGCAACACUGGUAUUGCUAGUUAUCAGCUCGCCUCUGCUAUUCAUAUUCAGCCCUCUGCUGCUUUGUGUUGGCUUGGUCUUUGCGGGUGCCUUGGCUGGGUUCGCCGUUGCAGCGACCAUGGCUCUUGCGGGUGUCUCCACUCUAGCAUGGAUGUACAGAGAGAUCGGAGGCUCUGCGGGAGUUGGUUGUGGCAUGACAGGAAGAUUGGCGGAGUUUGGUGAUAGAGUAAAGGAGCAAGGGAAGGACUGGGCUGGGUAUUUGCAGCAGAAUUCACCUGAUGCUUAUAGCCAGUAGAGGUUGACAAGUGUAAUCAAAUCAUGUUCUCUGCUCUCUCCCCUUCCCCACAUGGGUUGUGUCCUGUGUGUUGUUUUUAUCUGUCUGUAACAUGGAAAUGAGCUGGUAUAUGUUGUAAACUCAUAGUUUCUUACUUUUAUCUGUACGAAUGUGCUUUGGAUUAAAAGUACAGCUACAAAUUUGUUUAGUAAACAACUUUGUUGAAGUUCA